AUGGAAUAUGGCACACGACAAAUAAAUAAAUUGAACGAUAUAUGGACAGGGGUCAACAAUGCACACUUUGUGUUCAAAUCUUUUCCACCAACACCCUUCUACCUAACUCCUAAUUCGGAUAGAAACACAUCUGCACCGAAGAAGAGAGAAAAAAAAGUUGAUUUUGCGUUACGCAUUUGGAUUUUGGUCACGACGAUUCGAUUCCAUUUACUCAUUAAAGUGUGA
This is a messenger RNA of Clunio marinus, 225 nucleotides long. NCBI's taxonomy places the organism in Eukaryota, Metazoa, Arthropoda, Insecta, Diptera, Chironomidae. The record is from the annotation of a GenBank genome assembly.